UGUGGGACAGACACACACCAGAGCUGUGUCGGAGACGUUUUGAACCGAAAGAUGUGGUUUUAAAGCUCAAAUGAUUAAAAGCCACCAAGAUGAAGAGUGUUUUCAUCCUCACCGACAAAGCCUGGGAUGGUUCCAGCCUCCUGUAUAUGUGGCAGAAAACCCAUGGUAACUAUAUCGCUGUUGCAGGACAGGACAACUCAGUGAAAAUAUUUGAUCGACAUGGACACAAGUGGUCUGAACUCACCCUUCCUGGGCGCUGUGUUGGGAUGGACUGGGAUAAAGAUGGGGACAUUUUGGCAGUGAUAGCGGCAAAAUCUAGCUCCAUCUACCUCUGGGAUGCCAGUGUCAAUAAAACAUCCCAGAUAGAAAGCGGCAUGAGAGAUCAGAUGUCCUUCAUUUUAUGGUCAAAGACGGGCCCGUUGUUAGCAGUUGGGACAGUCAAAGGAAAUCUGUUGAUAUACAAUCAGCAGACCUCACGCAAGAUACCUGUACUAGGUAAACACACCAAGAAGAUCACUUGUGGGUGCUGGAGUGUUCAGAAUCUUCUGGCUCUGGGAAGUGAAGACAACACGCUCAGCAUCAGCAAUCAUGAGGGGGACACCGUCAGACAGACAACGCUUCGCGGUGAGCCGGCUGAGAUUAACUUUUCAGUGAUGAAGACAGAUGAAAGAUCUGGACAAGGAGAGAACACUGUGAGCUUGUCUGUGGACAAGAAGAUCCUGAUGCUCUUCAAUAUCAACGACCCUGAAAACCGGAUAGAGUUGACCUUCCAACGCCACUAUGGGCACAUUGUGUCCUAUCGCUGGUACGGGGAUGGAUAUAUACUGAUCGGCUUCUCCCUUGGGUACUUUGUGGUUAUUUCCACUCACAUCAGGGAGAUUGGGCAGGAGCUCUAUCAGGCUCAUAACCAUAACCAUAGCCUUAACAGUGUGGCCAUCUCGCCAGCAAUAAGCAAGGCUGCCUCCUGCGGGGACAACAGCAUAAAGAUCCACGAGUUGUCCGAGAUCAAAGAUAUCAGCAAUGUAGUUCAGCUGGAUGAUGAGACUAAAGGUCUGGACCAGCUGAACUGGACAGACGACGGCCAGCUGUUGGCUGUCUCCACACAGAAAGGGACGCUCCAUGUCUUCUUGACCAAGCUGCCCAUCCUGGGUGGCAGCUUUGGCACCCGGCUGGCCUACCUCACCUCCCUGCUGGAGGUCACAGUGUCCAACCAGGUGGAGGGGGAGAGUCCCGUGGCCAUACAGGUGGAAGUAGAGCCUACUUUCAUUGCGAUGGGACCGUACCACGUGGCUGUGGGAAUGAACAACAGAGCCUGGUUCUACGCCCUGGUGGACCCAGAACCUGGUUUUAAUAAGCUGAAAGACAUUGAGUAUUUGGGGACGAUAGCCAGCAUGUGCCUUAACGCAGACUACGCAGCAGCGCUGUUUGAGGGAAAAGUGCAGCUGCACAUGAUCGAAGGCAAAGACCAGGAGGAGAAGAAGCAGAUGAAGUUGUUUCCAGACGAUGAGAGGAAAGGUCGGAUCCUUUGCCACGCCCUCACCGCUGACUUACUCUACUACGGCACUGAUUCAGGUAAUGUGGUGUGCGUCUUGGUGGAGGACUGGGAGACUGUGAGUAGCUACAGCCACUCGGUCGGUGUGAGGAAAGUGUUCCCAGACCUGAAUGGCACACGGCUGGUUUUCAUCGACGACAAGAACGGUGGCUUCCUGCUCUCCCCUGCAAAUGCAACAGACACGUGCUUUGAGCUCCCCAACUUCUCACCCACCAUCACAGGGGUGCUGUGGGACAACUGGCAUGCUGACCGAGGAGUGUUUGUAGCUUAUGAUGACGACAAGGUCUAUACCUACGCCCUGCACAAAACCACCAUAUAUGGCCCCAGGGUGGUGUUGGUGGGGAGCACGGCCCUCCUCUUUUCCCAGAAGCCUUUGCUCUUGCACAACGGGGAGCUGACAUGUCAGACGGCGAGUGGCAAGACCAGUGAAGUUGCUCUGAGCACACACUCCUUCCUCAAGAACUCAAAAGAAACAGCGACGGUCCCACAGCCGGAGCUCGGCAAGCAGCUCGGCAAGCAGCUCGCCCAGGCGCUGAUGCUGAAGAGGUUCCAUGAAGCGAGUGGUCUGUGUAGGUCUGGGGGAAGUAACAAAGAUUGGGCAGAGGUCGGCAAAGCCUGUCUGGUCCACAUGGAGGUGGAACUGGCCAUCCAGGUCUACCGCAUGAGUUCCAAUGUGGGCAUGGUCCUGUCACUGCAGAGCAUCCAGGGUAUAGAGGACAUGAAUUUACGGGCAGGACAUUUAGCCAUGUUUCUAGGUGACUACAACCUGGCCCAGGACCUGUAUCUGUCCUCAGGAUGCCCAAUCGCUGCCCUGGAGAUGAGGAGAGACCUGUUGCAUUGGGACAGCGCUCUUAUGUUAGCCAAGAGGUUAGCAGAUGACCAAAUUCCUUUUAUAUCCAAAGAAUACGCCGUACAUCUGGAGUUUAUUGGGGACUAUGUGAAUGCUCUAGCACACUAUGAGAAAGGCAUGACCCAGAAUAAUAAAUUCCAGGAGCAUGACGAGGCGUGUAAAGCCGGUGUAGCCAGGAUGUCCAUCAGGAUGGGUGACAUCAGGAGAGGAGCCGCUCAGGCAAUUCAGCACCCAAGCAGAGUCCUCAAGAAGGAAUGUGGAGCCAUACUGGAGAGCAUGAAGCAAUUCUCCGAAGCCGCUCAGCUCUAUGAAAAAGGACAGUAUUAUGACAAGGCUGCAUCCGUCUACAUUCGUUGCAAGAACUGGGCAAAGGUGGGGGAGCUGCUCCCACAUGUGUCCUCCCCUAAGAUCCACCUGCAGUACGCCAAAGCCAAGGAGGCGGACGGCAAGUAUAAAGACGCUGCAGGGGCCUACGAGAGUGCGAAAGACUGGGACAACGUGAUACGCGUGCUGCUGGACCACCUGAACAACCCAGAGGAGGCUGUUCGCAUCGUCAGGGAGACACAGAGCAUCGACGGAGCAAAGAUGGUUGCCAGGUUCUUCCUGGGGUUGAGCGACUACGGUUCAGCCAUCCACUUCCUGGUGUUGUCUCAGUGCAACGACGAAGCUUUCCAACUGGCACAGCAGCACAGUCAAAUGGAGGUCUAUGCGGAUAUCAUUGGUCCUGAGGCGACGCAGGAGGACUACCAGAGCAUUGCUCUCUACUUUGAGGGAGAAAAGAAACACCUGCAGGCUGGAAAGUUCUUUCAGAAGUGUGGGCAGUACAGCAGAGCUCUAAAGCACUUCCUGAAGUGUCCCAACACUGAUGACAACCUGGCUGUAGAGAUGGCUAUAGAGACGGUGGGUCAGGCCAAGGACAGCUCUCUGACCAAUCAGCUGAUAGAUUACCUGAUGGGAGAGAGCGACGGUAUGCCCAAGGAUGCCAAGUACCUGUUCCGUCUGUAUAUGGCACUGCAGCAGUACAGGGAGGCUGCUCGCACCGCCAUCAUCAUCGCCAGAGAAGAGCAGUGUGCAGGGAACUACCGUAAUGCCCAUGACGUGCUGUUCAGCAUGUACACGGAGCUGCAGGCCCAGAAGAUUAAAAUCCCUGCUGAGAUGGCCACCAAUCUAAUGAUCCUCCACUCCUACCUACUGGUCAAGAUCCAUGUAAAGAGGGGAGACCACCUUAAAGGGGCACGAAUGCUCAUUCGUGUCAGCAACAACAUCAGCAAGUUUCCAGCUCAUGUUGUUCCUAUUCUGACGUCGGCGGUCAUUGAAUGUCACCGCGCCGGACUGAAGAACUCGGCCUUCAGCUUUGCUGCCAUGCUGAUGAGACCAGAGUACCGAAACGAGAUCGACCCAAAGUACAGGAAGAAGAUCGAGGCUAUGGUCCGACGUCCAGACACAUCGGAGCUGGAGGAAGAAACUACUCCAUGCCCCUUCUGUGGCUUUCAGCUGCCACAGAACGAACUGCUGUGCAACUCCUGCAAGAACAACCUGCCCUACUGCAUUUCCACGGGCCGUCAUAUGCUGAAAGAAGACUGGUCGCUGUGUCCUCAUUGUGAAUUUCCCGCGCUCUACUCUCAGUUCAUCCUGUUGCUGGAAACGGAGACGGUGUGUCCGAUGUGCUCUGAGACUCUGAGUGUCAAACAGAUAAAGAAGAUUCCUGAUUGUUCCAAAUACCUGCAGACUGAUGAACUGGAUCAAUGAAGAAAAAACAAGAAAUCAGAUGUAUAUAGAUGUCAUGUCUUUUUCUAUUUGUUUAAAUAUGUAAAAUAUAUAUUUUGGUGGCUUGUAAUAGCUUUUAGUUUUGUAUGAUGAGAAUAUUAGUGAAGUAAAUUAAUUCUAAAGAUGAUUGA
Messenger RNA from Anoplopoma fimbria (sablefish), 4300 nucleotides. It is a transcript of the gene wdr19, whose product is annotated as WD repeat domain 19. Gene Ontology annotation, biological process: intraciliary retrograde transport; cilium assembly. Gene Ontology annotation, molecular function: protein binding. Gene Ontology annotation, cellular component: intraciliary transport particle A; cilium. The record is from RefSeq and is a predicted model, not a curated record. NCBI's taxonomy places the organism in Eukaryota, Metazoa, Chordata, Actinopteri, Perciformes, Anoplopomatidae. The coding region runs from base 90 to 4151 and encodes 1353 amino acids. The transcript has 36 exons.